ACUUAUGAAUUUAUGAACUCUUGAAGAUGAUGUAUGCUUAUAUGAGUUGGUAAUUUCCAUGGGGUAUUUUAAAAUCGUCAUUGUACAAUCUCACCUCGCUACUAUUAAAGAAGGGAAUAUCUAAGGUUAAGGAUUUCCAUAAUUUUGUUUGUGACGUCAGUAUCCUGGCCGGUGCACUCAUCAGUCAAUCUGGAACAUACAUAUGCUGUGAUUGUAGUACAGAAAUGUCACGUCCAGGUCCUUCCUACGCUAAUGUUGCUCCACAGCCUCGGGACAGAGAAAGAAAUUUGCCUAGCAAUGAACCUUGCAAGUGUACAAUUUGUCAUGAUGGAGAAUCAUGUAGUAGUGAUUAUCUCAGGGCAAUAUCAGAUGAAAAACCGCCAAGGCCAUGUCCGAGAUUUACAAACAAAUUUUCCCCUGAAAAAUCAUUCAGUGAUUCAGCGGUUCCAUGCAAAACACCAAAGCAUGAUACUAAGACAAUGAGGAUUCUUGAUAUUCCGUUACCUUUACCAACGAAACAAAGUAAAAACAAUUCUAGUGAUUCAUCCGCACGUUUGGUGAAGACAGCUCAUAAUAUUCCAACUCAUCGCAAACCAUCUGACGUCCUACCUGUUCCUAAUGACAGGGUGUCUACUCAGCCCCUAAUACCCGAUCAUCGGAUCAAUCAUACGUGUUCGAUAGGAAAAGAUAAAAAUCAAGAUGAAUUAUCAGGAUUCGAAAUAACGCUACCUCGGAGGAAAAGUGAUUUAAGAAAAAAGAAGAAACAAGAGCCAAUGAAAGUGCAUUUGUGGAUGAAAAUUGGAACUAUAGUUUUAUCUUUGUUAUUCAUUGGAUUGUUAUAUUUAGUAACAAAUAGAGUGCGAGAGGUUUUCUUUGUAUUACAUCAACAUGAAAGACAAAUACAACAUAUUUGGAAUUUUUCCGAACCAGAAGAAUCCAAACUUGAUACGACAGUUUGUUUUCCCUGUGAUCUGACUCAAGAGUUUAGGAGUGAAACAUUGAAACAAAAAGAAUUCGAGAUGUACGGUUUUAAAACAGCUGAGAAACAUCACUGUUGUAUGGAUCAGCUAGGACACACAAAGUGGAUGAUUAAUAUGAUGAGCGCAAAUGAGAUCUUGGAACAUACUUCGAAACAGAACAAGCAUGUGUGUUCAGUUAAGUCAACACAAGUAAAUAUCCAAAGCCAGUGUUCAGUGAAUGGUACGGCAAUUCUACAAAUGAACAAUACACAUUUCAAGAAAAGUUGUAAAGGAGCUGGGAUAGAGGUUGCAAAAAACUUUUUACAGGCCAAUGAGACGGGACUAUAUAUUGUAUAUAUGACAAUGACAGUUACUUUAAACCCUGAAAUGAGCACAUGUAAAAGCAACAGAAACACCGGAAACAAGGAAAUAAAAGCACAUCUUCAUUGUGCAAAAUCUAGAAGACCGAAAUGUAUCGAAAUGGAAACCGUCAGUACAACCAGAAUAACUGCAGAUUCAUAUCACGUCUUCAAUUUUUUCACGUUGAAACACCUUCAAGCAGGAGAGAAGUUUUUUCCUCAACUGUCCCACCCGUCGUUACUUUACUCGAUGAAAUACGGAAAUUAUAUCGGAGUUGUACAAGUGUGACGAAUGGUCAAAUGGACUUACCAUGACUGAAAAAUAUAGGAACACUUUGUGACAUUGACGUGGAAAAUUACUUAUCGAAUGAUAUAAACAUAGGAAAUAGGUAUCAUUUCAUCCGAUAUCGUUUAGUAAUUUACCUUCUGAUGACAUUGAGUUAGUAGCCUGCCUAAAUAAUGUUAUUAUGGACUAUCUGUUCCUUGUUGGUAAGAGAGUAAGAUAGGGACGGCCGGAGUACAGAAUAUGUUGAAAGAAAAGUGCGUAUACCUUAUAUUGCUUGACAAAAUUAAGAUAGAAAUUUCGAAGUGUUACAUUCAUAAGUGGGCAAUAAAACACAGCAAAUGUAAUAACAGAACAAAAUUCGAUUUUAAACUAUCGUCACGAUUUUAAGAUUUUAAGCAAUAGAAGGUAUCUUUAUUUUGUGAUAUAUCCAUUUUGUGCCAAUAACUAUAUUGCAUAGUCGUCAGCUCAUUUCUUACAGUUAAUGAAAUUGUAUAUAAAUUUAUAUAUAUAUAUAUAUAUAUGUAUAGUAGCAUAUUAUUUUUGUUAAACAUAUGAAAGCUCGCUUGACCUGAUAACUGUA
This is a messenger RNA of Ylistrum balloti, 2184 nucleotides long. RefSeq lists its product as uncharacterized. NCBI's taxonomy places the organism in Eukaryota, Metazoa, Mollusca, Bivalvia, Pectinida, Pectinidae. Gene Ontology annotation, molecular function: protein binding. The transcript is spliced from 4 exons. The record is from RefSeq and is a predicted model, not a curated record. The coding region runs from base 225 to 1607 and encodes 460 amino acids.